CCGCGGCGGGGCCGCGCCCGUGCCCGCGGUUCCUCGGGAAUCGCAGGGAGAGGAUUUUUCCUAUUCCUGCUCUGGGAUGUGCCAAUUGCUUCAGCCCGGCUGUGCUGGCGGGAUGCUGCUCCCCCUGCUCUUCCCCCAGGUGUGCCGGCCCCUCCGCUGCCUCCUCCGGGACCUGUCCCGCUGCAGAUGGGAUGGGAAGAGGGCUGCCUGUCCCCACAGGGCUCUGCACACAGCCUGGGCCACCUGCAGCAGUGACAUCACCCCUGUGUUCACCAGGGCUCCGGCUUUUGGGGACAAAGUGGCCAUCAUUGAUCAGAACGGGGAGCACACGUACAGGGACCUGCUCAGCCGCAGCCUCCGCUUAUCCCAGGAGAUCUGCAGGCUCCUGGAGUGCCCCAGCAGGGACCUGAGGGAAGAGAGGAUCUCCUUUCUGUGCCCCAAUGAUGCCUCCUACGUGGUGGCCCAGUGGGCUUCGUGGAUGAGCGGGGGCAUAGCGGUGCCCCUGUACAGGAAACACCCCGUGCCCGAGCUGGAAUACGUGAUCCAGGAUUCCCAGAGUGCUCUGGUCAUUGCAGCUGAGGAAUUCGUGGGGAAAAUAACCCCCAGUGCCAAGAAACUGGGAGUCCCUGUGCUGCCACUUCCCAGGUUUGGUGGUGAUGGAUCCACGAGCCCUGCAGCCACACAGGAGGGGCCCUUGCCAAGCUGUUCCUCGUGGAAGGACAGAGGAGCCAUGAUCAUCUACACCAGCGGGACAACGGGGAGGCCCAAGGGUGUCCUCAGCACCCACCAGAACGUGCAGGCUGUGACCACGGGGCUGGUUGAGAAGUGGGAGUGGAAGAAGGAGGAUGUGAUCCUGCACGUGCUGCCUCUGCACCACGUCCACGGGGUGAUCAAUAAGCUGCUGUGCCCGCUGUGGGUGGGAGCCACCUGCAUCAUGUUCCCGGAAUUCAGCGCUGAGAUGGUGUGGAAGAAGCUCCUGAGCUCCCAAGCUCCCCGUGUCAAUGUGUUCAUGGCAGUGCCCACCAUCUAUGCCAAGCUGAUGGAAUAUUAUGACGAGCAUUUCAGCCAGCCCCAAGUGCAGGAUUUUGUGCAUGCCUUUUGCCAGGACAACAUCAGGUUAAUGGUGUCAGGCUCAGCAGCCCUGCCUGUGCCUGUCUUGGAGAAGUGGAAGAGCAUCACGGGGCACACCUUGCUGGAGAGGUAUGGGAUGACUGAGAUUGGGAUGGCGCUUUCUAACCCUUUGCAUGGAGUCCGUGUCCCAGGUUCGGUGGGCACCCCGCUGCCCGGCGUGGAAGUGCGCAUCGCCAGCGAGACCUUAAGGGAUGGGGCUCGAUCCUACACCACCCACGCCCAGGGGGAUGAACACAGCACACAGGUGACACCGGGCCUGGAGGGACAAGAGGGGGAGCUGCUGGUGAAGGGCCCCUCGGUGUUCCGCAAGUACUGGAACAGACCCAAGGAAACCGCGGAUGCCUUCACGCCCGACGGAUGGUUCAGAACAGCUCUGGUUUCCCCACUCCCCUCUUGACUGUGUGUUAGCAGCGCUGUGGUGGCUGGAGUCAGGCUGCAUUUCUGAUCCCUUCUGUGUAACCUGAUUUAUUGUUGGUUCCUGAAGAAGCUGUGAUUUAUUCUAAUUGUUCUCCCGAAGCAGAGCUCACUCUGCCAGCAGUGUCACCACGAGUCCCCGGGCCAGGCGGGUACCGCGGGCUGGGACCGGAGCGUCACCAACCCUCACGUGGGGUGCAGGGCAAUCAGCUUUAAAAAUUUUUUUAGUCAACACUCCUGAUGAAUAUUUCAGCUGCAAAGGAAUAGCGUGCAUUAAUUAUUGCAAAGAGAUGUCUUUAGGAGAAAAUGAUUUUGAAAUUCAGUUUAAUUUCAUUGUAAUGCGCCGCAAACAGGAAGGGAGUAUGUGUGUUUAAUUGGCUCUCGGGGGUAAGGCCGGGAAGAUGGCAUGCCUUUGUCACAGGCCAUUAGUGAUACAGACUGCAUAAUGAGGGACUACAAUCAGCUCACAGCUGCCGGCUCCUACGGGGAGAGAAUGAUAUUAAAUAGAAAUCAGUAUAAAUUAAACUUAACCCUUUCGCCAACCGAGCAAAGCUCAGCACUGGAAACAAGGGAGGGGAGCAGUGACAGGAGUGGGGGGUUCAGGGUGGGUCAGGGGGUGCUUGGAGAACCCCCCAGCAGCCAGGUGACCUCCCUGAUGUCCCCCUUCCCUCGGGCAGGAGGCUUGAACUCCCUUCCCCAUCCCUACCCCCACUCUGCCUUAGCUUCCUUUCCUCUCCUCCCUCCUGCUCCGUCUCUCGUGGACAUCAGGUCGAUGGGACUGGGUUUUUCCCAAGCCUCAUUUAUCCAGCAGUGCCAGGAGCCAUCCCAUGGCCCCAUCCUCACCCUGCCUGCCCCAGCCUCAUCAGCAGCCUCUGGAGAUCACUCAAAGGUGGCAAAUGUCCAGUGGAGGUAAAAAAGCCUUGAGGGAAUGAAAGGGGUUGUGUCCUGUCACAGGGUUUGGAUCUGGAGGGUGAAUUAUCCCCAUUAAGCACAGAUUAGUUACCCUGGAGCCAAAACCAUACUGGCAGGAUCCAACAGAGGUGAAUCCUGGCCUCAGCCAGGCUGUAAUUCCCUGUAUCUGCCACUUCCAGGUCAUCCAGGUGAGUGUUUUACAGAGGAGGCUGAAUGCCAGCACACGGUGUUCCCAAAACCCUGGCGAUGGCAUUCCCGACUCCGUGCCAGCGUUCUGCUCACUGCCCACCCUCGUGGGUGUCCCCAGCAGUGACCUGCAGGCUGCAGCUGCUGGCCAAGA
Messenger RNA from Cyanistes caeruleus (blue tit), 2797 nucleotides. The record is from RefSeq and is a predicted model, not a curated record. NCBI's taxonomy places the organism in Eukaryota, Metazoa, Chordata, Aves, Passeriformes, Paridae.